This is a messenger RNA of Fusarium sp. VM40, 1461 nucleotides long. NCBI's taxonomy places the organism in Eukaryota, Fungi, Ascomycota, Sordariomycetes, Hypocreales, Nectriaceae. The record is from the annotation of a GenBank genome assembly.
AUGGCAAGCCAUACUAACGGAGAUCACGGCCACAGCCACGGCCACGGUCGAGAUGAAUCAACCCCGCUUCUACCACAGAUUUCUAGUCACAUUGCACACGAAGGUGAGAGUGGACGGAGUGGAUUUCAUCCGCGUCACUUUCUGACUGUCCUCUGGCGAAGCUCAUGCACCGCUUCGAAAUGGGUCAAUAUUCUGUGGCCUAUCGUCCCUGUGGCCAUAAUCCUCCAAUUCUUCCCUGGCUUGCAUCUAUGGAAAUUCGCUACCGCUUACGUCGCCGUCAUUCCGACAGCCAAUUUACUGGGAUUUAGUGGACAAGAGUUUGCUCGAAAGAUGCCCAAGGUGGCUGGUAUCCUCAUCGAGACGACGUUUGGGUCAAUCAUCGAAAUUAUCCUCUUUAUUGUGCUGCUCGCCAAGCAUAAAUCACAAUCUCCUGAGGACAAUGGAGACGAGGGCAAUCUCAUUCCCAUAAUUCAAGCCGCUAUCCUCGGUAGCAUCUUGACCAAUUUGUUGCUCUGUCUCGGACUGUGCUUCUUCGUUGGCGGACUCAAGCAGGCCAGCCAGAAAUUCCACCCCAUCGUUUCAGAAGUUGGAACUGGACUCUUACUCGUUGCCGCCUUCGGUCUCCUGAUCCCCAGCGCAUUCUACUCUGCUCUCAAAGCCGAGGUCGUACCAGACUUCCCAGGAUUCAAGGUGCUCCACGAGAAGUUCACAGAGGGAAAACUCCAGGAUGACGUUCUCCGCAUCAGCCAGGCUACGUCCGUUGCACUGAUCAUCGCAUUCGCCUUUUAUAUAAUCUACCAGGCCAGUAGCCAGCACAGUCUCUUUGAUGAAGUGAUUGAGAUGGACGAGCAUAGGGACGCUGAUCGUGAGGAGGAUAUGGAGAAGCCAAAGUUCACCAUGACCGAGACAAUUGUGGCCCUUCUCAUUGCUUUGGGAUUUGUGACUGCUCUUCUCAUCUUCCUUGUUGAGAAGAUCGAGCAUGUCGUCGAAGCUGGUGUACCAGAUCAAUUCUUGGGUCUUAUUAUGUUGCCCUUUGUUGAGAAGGCCGCGGAACAUUUGACAGCUAUCGAUGAAGCAUGGGACGGAGUCAUCAAUGUCGCUUUGUAUCACUGCUUGGGCCCAUCCAUCCAGAUAGCGCUCUUCAACGCCCCUCUAGUUGUCCUUGUCGGUUUGGCUAUGGGAAAGCCCAUGGACUUGAACUUUGAGAUCUUCAUGAUUGUUCUGCUUGUUCUGUCUAUCUUGGUUGUAGGCAACUUUCUCCGUGACGGCGAAUCCAAUUGGCUCGAAGGAGCACUGCUUGUGAUCAUCUACGCAAUCAUUGCUAUCGCUUGUUGGUACUACCCCAACCCUGACGUGGCCACCUCCAACGGUCUCGAAGGUUCGGAAAUGGUUAAUGUCACCAUGAGUGUUGAUGCACUUCGCGAGUUGCAGAAGCUUUUGAGCACGACUUUGCCUCUGUAG